Molecule: messenger RNA, 836 nt
Organism: Centruroides sculpturatus (bark scorpion)
Lineage: Eukaryota; Metazoa; Arthropoda; Arachnida; Scorpiones; Buthidae
Gene: Pfdn6
Product: prefoldin subunit 6-like
Exons: 4
Coding region: 136-522 (128 amino acids)
Biological process (GO): protein folding; chaperone-mediated protein complex assembly
Cellular component (GO): cytoplasm; prefoldin complex
Molecular function (GO): protein-folding chaperone binding
Source: RefSeq, a predicted model, not a curated record
UUCAACUUAGGUUGAAGAGAGUGUGUGUGUGUGUAUCGGUGGCUCCCUCUUUUAAUCUCGUUACCGGGUUUUAUUAUUUUCUUUUUAAAUUAUUUUUAUAUAUGUAUACUCUCGUUUUUAAUAACGAGAAUCAAGAUGGCGGCGCUCGAAGGAUUACAGAAGAGGAUCACGCAAGAAUUGGAAAAAUAUAAGACGAUUCAAAAGGAUUUUCAAAAAACUUAUUCUUUAAGACAACAGUUAGAUGCCCAGUUAAAUGAAAAUAAUGUUGUUAAAGAGGAAAUGGAACUUCUAGAGUCCGAUUCUAAUGUUUAUAAACUUACUGGACCAAUUCUAAUUAAACAAGAUUUGGAUGAAGCUAAACAAAAUGUCAGUAAAAGAAUAGAAUAUAUUACCAGUGAACUGAAAAGACAUGAUUCAACUUUACAAGAAUUAGAAAAGAAACAGGAUAACCAAAGGGAAGUGAUUAAUAAAUUGCAACAGCAAUUCCAACAGGCGCAAGUUAAAGCGGCUAUGAAAGCAUAAUAAACCUCUUGCGAGAUUUGGUAUAUUUAUUGCAACAUUGUUUUUUUUUUUUAAAUAGCAAUUUUACAGUUUUAAUAAAAUUAUUACAUUGAUUUGCAAAGAUUUUCUAUACUUAAAAAUAUUAAUGUUUAUACACAACCAUAAUUAUCAGUUUAAUAAAAUAUUUUUAACAUUAACUAUUUAGUAUAAUACAGUUUGUUUGUAUCACAAAAACAUUAUUAAUAAUUUUAUUUAUUAUGCUAAUGAAUGACACGAUAAAAGAUGUAUUACUACUUAUUAAUAAAAUAAAUCAAUAUAUAUGUUUUUCUUUGAAA